Sorghum bicolor (sorghum) is the source of this 998-nucleotide messenger RNA. RefSeq lists its product as uncharacterized. The coding region runs from base 107 to 691 and encodes 194 amino acids. NCBI's taxonomy places the organism in Eukaryota, Viridiplantae, Streptophyta, Magnoliopsida, Poales, Poaceae. The transcript is spliced from 2 exons. The record is from RefSeq and is a predicted model, not a curated record.
CUCACACACCUCUCCUCAACUGAAAACCUCAAAGGGAGGGGCGGUCAGUGGUCGCCUCGCCGUCACGAAAUCCACCCUCCUCCCCCGGCGCUCUCCACUCCGCGCCAUGCUUCCGCGGCCGAGCCAGAGAAGCAUCUUCCACAUCGGGGAGGAGGGUGGCGACGAGUCCGACGACCACCGCAGCGCCGACGAGCCUGUCAAGAACACCGAUACUACACGUAUCCUCGCAGGGCGCCGAGACCACGGGCGUCAACUGCGAAAGCAAGACUCCGCCGUCGAUGCGGUCGGCGUCGGGCUGCAGAUCCUGGUCCAGACGAACCUCCACCACACGCGGGCGUCGCCGCACUCGCAUAUCGUCCUGAAGCAGGUGGUGGUCCUGCCGCCGACGACGACGGUGGCACGCCGCCACCGCCGUGGACCGUGCAGCAGCUUCUUGAGCGCCUGCUCCCGCUGCAGGAAGGAGCUCAGCAGCAAGGACGUGUACAUGUACAGAGGCGACCAGGGGUUCUGCAGCGAGGAGUGCCGGUGUCAGCAGAUCUUGGCAGACGAGGCGACGGAGCGUGAAGCCAUGAUCAAGAAGGAGCGGAUGCGGCGAGGGUUGCCUCGCCAUCUCCACCACGGGCCACGGUCGGCAAUGGGGGCGGCGGCGAUCGGUGGUGCGUCGAGAAGACUAGUUGCAAUAGCCUACUAGGAUCUCUAGCAUCUGUACGUCCAUGUCCAUCCGAGGUCGAUGCAUAGAAAUGGCAACUAGCUAGUACUCUUUGCGUAAGUGGUGAUGUUAUACGAACCUAUGAUAUCCUCGCAUUCAGAGGAGAGAGACGGGAAAAAAAAGCGGAGCAAAUCGAGGUGCAAAAUUUUAUAAGGAAUCACGGGAGAACCGCCAUGUCUAGCUGUUUGUGUAAAAUUAAGGGAGAGAGAUGCAGAAUAGGAGUAAUAUUUGCAUACAGAGUCGAUGUAAGGCCCUGUUUAGAUCGCUGAUAAAAAUUUUCUGGGUGUCA